Molecule: messenger RNA, 1434 nt
Organism: Lolium perenne
Lineage: Eukaryota; Viridiplantae; Streptophyta; Magnoliopsida; Poales; Poaceae
Product: scarecrow-like protein 23
Source: RefSeq, a predicted model, not a curated record
AUGCAAGAUUCAUCGCUAGGCUUGAUGCAGUUCCAUGAUCACCACCAGCAGUACCUCUACGGCAGCAGUGCUAGCCCUUACUUGCCUCAUCACCACGGUUUCAUCCACACCAAUGAAGAUCAUCCUUGCACCGGCAAGGACGUGCCGGAGUUGCCCGAGCCGGCGACCGUGGGGAUAGUCGGGCAGAUGGAGGAGGCGUCCGGGGCCCGAGGCGAUGGUGGGGUGCCGGUAGAAGAGCGGAAGGACGCGGGGAUGAGGGUCGAGGAAGAAGAGGCGGAGGAGGAGGAUGCCCACGGCAUGCGAAUGAUCGCGCUGCUAAUGGAGUGCGCGGUGGCCAUGUCGGUGGGAAACCUCGCGGACGCCAACGGUGCGCUCCUGGAGCUGUCGCAGAUGGCGUCCCCGUACGCGCCAUCUUGCGGCGAGCGGCUCGUGGCCUACUUCGCCAGGGCCAUGGCGGCGCGGCUGAUGAGCUCGUGGGUCGGCGUAUGCGCACCCCUGCAGCUGGCGCCGCCGGCGUGCACGGCCAUCCACGCUGCGUUCCGGGCCUUCUACAACGUCGCGCCGUUCGCGAGGUCCGCCUACCUGGCGUGCAACCAGGCCAUCCUGGAGGCGUUCCGCGGCAAGCGGCUGGUCCACGUCGUCGACCUCGACAUCGUGCCGGGCGGUGCGCUGCAGUGGCUCUCGUUGCUCCCCGCGCUGGCGGCCAGGCCGGGCGGCCCGCCGGUGCUCCGCGUGACCGGGUUCGGCGUGUCGGCGUCGGCCCUCCACGACGCUGGGAACCAGCUAGCAGCCCUGGCGAGCAAGCUGGGCAUUCCGUUCGAGUUCUACGCCGUCGCGAAGCGUCCCGGGGACGUCGUUGACGCGGUGACUGACCUGCCGAGCAGGAGGCCAGGGGAGGCCGUGGCCGUGCACUGGCUCCGUCACGCCUUGUACGACGCAGCCGGGGACGACGACGUCACGAUGCGGCUGAUGAGGUGGCUUGAACCAAAGGUGUUGACGCUGGUGGAGCAGGAGAGAGGGCCGGCCGGAGGUGACGGCGGCCAAUUCCUUGACCGAUUCGUUUCCGCUCUGCACCACUACUCGGCAGUGUUCGACGUCCUGGGCGCGGCGCGGCCGGCCGACGAGGACGCGAGCAGGCAUCUGGUGGAGAAUGGUGUCUUGGGCAGGGAGAUCGGCAACGUGCUAGCCGUCGCCGGGCCGGCGAGGAGCGGGAGGGAAAGGUUCGGCAGCUGGCAGGAGGAACUCGCCCGGAAUGGGUUCCUUCGAGCCAGCGGCGGUGGGCGCGCGCAGCUACUGGCCGGUGCGUGCCCGGCGGCGCUGGGGUACACGGUGGCGGAUGACCAUGGAGGCACCGUGAGGCUGGGGUGGAAGGGCACCCCGCUGUACGCAGUCUCGACGUGGACGUGGUGCGCCCCGCCCCACGCACGAGCUUAA